Triticum aestivum (bread wheat) is the source of this 1194-nucleotide messenger RNA. RefSeq names its product centromere protein V. Gene Ontology annotation, molecular function: carbon-sulfur lyase activity. The record is from RefSeq and is a predicted model, not a curated record. The transcript is spliced from 2 exons. NCBI's taxonomy places the organism in Eukaryota, Viridiplantae, Streptophyta, Magnoliopsida, Poales, Poaceae. Bases 156 to 578 code for a protein of 140 amino acids.
GCGCAGCUAAACAAACCAGUGAACCCGACGAGCGACAAGUUUCUACGCCUGUUCCCAGCAUCUCCUCCUUUCUUUCUCUCGAGCAAGAGCCCAUCCAUAUCCCCCAUUCCCUCUCUGCCCAAGAAGACCAACCGGGCAACAACCCAAAGCCCACGAUGAGCUCGGAGCCGGAGGUCGUCCACAGCGGCGGGUGCCACUGCCGGCGCGUGCGGUGGCAGGUGGAGGCGCCGGCGAGCGUGGUGGCGUGGGUCUGCAACUGCUCCGACUGCUCCAUGCGGGGGAACACCCACUUCGUCGUGCCCAAGGACAAGUUCGCGCUCCAGCCCGGCGCCGGCGACUUCCUCACCACCUACACCUUCGGCACCCACACGGCCAAGCACACCUUCUGCAAGGUGUGCGGGAUCACCUCCUUCUACAUCCCGAGGUCCAACCCCGACGGCGUCGCCAUCACCGCGGCCUGCGUCGACCCCGGCACCCUGGCGCACGUCGAGUACAGGAAGGCGGACGGGAGGAACUGGGAGAAGUGGAUCGAGGGGAGCGGCAUCUCCGAGUUCUCCAAGCCUAAGGCCGCCGAGUAGGACCUGGCCUGGCCCGUGUUCGGUUCAGGAUUUCAGAGCCCAAGCAGCACACGAGAAACAGAGUUCUUGAAUUGACUGAAAACAAGUAUCACUACUAAGUACCAACAGUCUUCAUACGCUCAAGUGCUCAACAACACAAAGGGGAGGGAAAUGAACAUACAAACAGUACUACUAGUUUAACCAACAGGUAACCAAUAACUCUCCAACAUAGAAGUUUACAUGAAAAAAAUAGAGAUGAGCUCAGGAGAUGCUGUAAUAUCUGCCAAAGAUGCUUGGUUGCCCUACGAGCUUGAGGCUUUUCAGCACGGCGUUCUGCCCAUCAUCCGCGGCUUCUCGGACAUAUUUGAGAGCAGAGGAUGAAGAUGAAGACCAUGGCAAAUCGAUGCUAGGAGGCUGGCUCUCAGAUGGUGAUAGCGCGAGAUGUAAUGGUACAAUGGAUUAGCUUGAGAGGGAGCGUUGGUCUUUUUGUAGGCUUGCUGGAAGGGGAUAGCCUUAGCAUAUUCUUUCAGCACCGAACUUGCUGAGUCCUUUUAGGCUUUAGCCCUUUUUAUGGCCCUGCCCUUUAUACUUCACAAAGCAGAUGGUGAUCUAGUGCAAGUUUUGUUGGUUUGUCGCU